GCUCCCACUAGAACUACAGCUCAGGAGGCGCGGAGAGGGAGGGCCGAAAUAAAGAAACAAGCAUUUUUCUUUGUAGUUCCGCGGUUUCUGCAAUCCUAACUUUAUUUUCCAGAUUCGGGCGUCUAGCUCCACGCCGGUCCUCGCAGAAGUGUUGCCGGUUCGUCGCCCGUCCAGCAGCAGCAUGUCCAUCGUGCCCCCGAGCCGCUCCAGCGCCGGCUGGCCGCGCGGCGGCUCCGUUCAGUUCGGGAACAAAUACAUGAGCGGGCCCGCCAAGGCGCUGAGCCUGGAGAGGACGAUCAACCUAUACCCGCUAACCAACUACACAUUCGGCACCAAGGAGCCUCUGUACGAGAAGGACAGCUCGGUGGCCGCCCGUUUCCAGAGGAUGAGGGAGGAGUUCGACAAGAUGGGGAUGAGAAGAACGGUGGAGGGGGUCCUCAUCGUCCACGAGCACCGGCUCCCCCACGUGUUACUGCUCCAGCUGGGGACCACCUUCUUCAAGCUGCCCGGAGGAGAGCUGAGCCCCGGGGAGGACGAGGUGGACGGUCUGAAGCGGCUCAUGACGGAGAUCCUCGGGCGUCAGGACGGAGUGAAGCAGGACUGGGUGAUCGACGACUGCAUCGGGAACUGGUGGCGCCCCAACUUUGAGCCCCCGCAGUAUCCGUACAUUCCGGCUCACACAACCAAACCCAAGGAGCACAAGAAGCUGUUUGUGGUUCAGCUCCAGGAAAAAGCGCUGUUUGCGGUCCCUAAGAACUACAAGCUUGUGGCCGCGCCCCUCUUUGAGUUGUACGACAACGCCCCCGGCUACGGACCAAUCAUAUCCAGCCUCCCGCAGCUGCUGAGCAGGUUUAACUUCAUCUACAACUAAGAGAGGAACGUUCAUCUGACGCUGUCUCUGUGAGCACAGCUGUUAUGGAUGUAGUUCAAGAGGAUCUGGUGGUUUGGAAGAACACUGUUCAUCACUGAAGGACUGUCCCAGCAGCUCUCCCCCUCACUGGGUGGACGGGACUGCACUGGGCUCCGCUGGGGAUGGAGAGGAGAUAUGGGCCGGGGAAUUUGUGUUUGUUUUUUACAAAAAAAAAAAUAAUGAUAUUUUCUAUCUUGUUUCCUUAUCCCAAUGCUACAAAUUCAUUUUACUCAAAAGAUUUGUCUGAUUAAAAAAGAAGAAACAGCUGCAACUUUGAGUUCCUUGUUUUAACCUGUGAUGAUGUAAGUGUUUUUUUUAUUUUAAUAAAACAGUUUGUUAAGAGGAAUAA
Messenger RNA from Gadus macrocephalus (Pacific cod), 1259 nucleotides. RefSeq names its product nudix hydrolase 21 (gene nudt21). The coding region runs from base 182 to 871 and encodes 229 amino acids. The record is from RefSeq and is a predicted model, not a curated record. NCBI's taxonomy places the organism in Eukaryota, Metazoa, Chordata, Actinopteri, Gadiformes, Gadidae. Gene Ontology annotation, cellular component: mRNA cleavage factor complex. The transcript is spliced from 7 exons. Gene Ontology annotation, molecular function: mRNA binding.